This is a messenger RNA of Anarrhichthys ocellatus (wolf-eel), 879 nucleotides long. RefSeq names its product acyl-CoA thioesterase 13 (gene acot13). NCBI's taxonomy places the organism in Eukaryota, Metazoa, Chordata, Actinopteri, Perciformes, Anarhichadidae. The record is from RefSeq and is a predicted model, not a curated record. Bases 173 to 601 code for a protein of 142 amino acids. Gene Ontology annotation, molecular function: fatty acyl-CoA hydrolase activity. The transcript is spliced from 3 exons.
AUUGUUAACCAAAAUUACAUCGAAAUGCGAUUUAGCUAAAUUAGCAGAUUAGCUGUAAACUUCGCCCGGACGAUUUAUUCAACGCAACAGUUUCCGGUUUGAGGUAAACAGAAGUUUGUCCACAGACGGUUAAGGUUUGACAUUGACCGCCUCUAUUUAGCUAGCGUUAAAUAUGGUUUCACUGUCUUUAAACUCGUUAAAACAAAUAAUGAGGGCGAUGGUAGAUCAUUCCGGCUUCGACAAGGUCCUGAGCAAGGUGGACGUCUUGUCUGCCAGUCCAGGUAAGGUGGUGUGUGAGAUGCGGGUGGACGAGGAGCACACAAACCGCGGAGGGACGCUCCACGGCGGGUUGACAGCCACCCUGGUCGAUGUCAUAUCCACCAUGGCGAUCAUGUACACUGAGAGGGGAGCACCGGGAGUCAGUGUGGAUAUGAACAUAACAUACAUGAAUGCUGCGAAGAUAGGAGAGGACGUACUCAUCACUGCUCAGGUUCUGAAGCAUGGACGGACACUGGCGUUUGCCACUGUAGACCUCACCAACAAGGCCACAGGGAAGCUCAUAGCACAAGGGAGACACACAAAACACCUCGGCAGCAGCUAGACUGUCCCCCCUCUGUGCCUGUCAGUAAAUUACAUAUCAUGUGAACUGUCAAAACAAGGGACUAAGGGAAAUAGUUCUUAAAACCACUAACUCUGUACCAAGGAGAUGACAGCAGUGGUGAGUGCAACAAAUCCAUGUUGGCUGGUUACUAAAUGAAGGUUGCUGCCUCUGUUGCAGAGGUAAUACAUACUAAUGCUGUAUGGUCAGAGUCAAUUCUGACCUAACUACUGUAUCAAUGUUACCAUUUCAUGCACAUGCAAUAAAACAAAUAGACAAGA